AUGGCAUCGUGCACUGAAUUGAAUAGAACAACAUGUGGACCAAUUAACAAGGCCCUACCAGUUCCGUUAUCUACGAGCAAGAAACUCGUUGAACCAUUUAAUCGUCUUAAACAUCGAGCAAAUUUAUUUCGGCGAAAAAACUAUUCAUCACAAUUAGAUAUUAGCUCGCAGUCAACUAAUUAUCGAGUACCUGUAGCUUCGAAUCGACCCGUUUUUACUCAUCAAUCAUCCAUAGAAACUAACAAUAAAAAUAUCGGUAUUAUUCUUCUCAAACGUUCGAAUUCUAUGGUAUGUCCUCAGAAACAUCUACAGUCCUUACUAAAUCAAAAUAAUAAUAAUAACAACAACAACAACGAUUAUAUAAAUCAACAUAAUUCAAUCUGUAUUCAAUUAGCUGGUUGUUCAACUGACGAAAGUUCAACAGACGAUUAUCAACUAAUUAAAUCAUCAUCAGUAACGUCGUCGAAUCAUUAUUGGGCGAAGCCAAUCUCGUCGACGAUGAAUAAUAUUGAUCAACAUGAAAUUGUAUCAUCUACUCAACCACUGGCGAGUAUUGAUGAAUGUAGAGUGAAUCAGAACGAUAAUGAUGAUGAAAUCGAGGCUGAAGAUAAAGUCUCAUCAUUAUUACCUAACGAGAAUAACAACAGUGAGCAGGCGUCUGUCAUGCCUCCAUCAACUAUGAAUGUUAUUACAGGAGAGAAAGACGAUGAGACCAAACAACAAGAACUAAUAUCUUCUUCGACUGUUCCAACGGCUACUAUAUCUUCCUCUCAUUCAUCAUCAUCAUCGUCGCCGUCGUCAUCAUCGACAGUUAUAUUACGAGAUCAUGCUGAAGCGAUUCGUAUACGUCGUCAGUGCCAUUCGAGUAUAUCUCUACUUCAACAUCAGCAACGGCAACAAUCGUUGUCUGCAUCCGUAGAAGAUCCAUUUUAUGAUUGUAAACAACAGCAGUCACCUAAAAAGCUCGAACAAAUAUUUGAUAUGUCCACAGUGAAAAUUUCAAUGUGUACAAUGACUGGUAAAUCAUUGAAUAAUCUUGAUGAUGGUCUAUCAACUACAUCAUCCGAAGAAAAAGGUGUUCAAACAAUGUUCAAUGAAUCACUCAAUUCCAACUCUUGCGUUAAACGAGCGAUCUCGUCGACCAGUUUAUCCUCAUCAUCCGCAUCGAUACAAACUGACUCUCUGGAGAAAAAGCCUAAAAUGCCUGUUAUUGCCUUCUCAGUACCUUCGACAGCAGAUGAAACAACAUUAACUAAUGAUAUCGAGAUACCGGCACAUUUGACUGUGCAACAUCAGACCGACUCACCAUAUAGAUGGCCGCAUGUACGCGAAAGAUUACUUGGCGAACAAGCGUGUAUUUAUUGGGUUAAUUACUUAGGUUCAACAGCGAUCAAAAUGUCAUCCGAUGAUACAACAGCCAUUCCGUCUCAAGCAAUCACAAGAUUGAAGCAGUCAACUCAAUAUGCACGCGUUCUUCCAAUCAUUGGUCUUAGUAUUUCAUCUCGUGGUGUCGAAUUUUUAAAACAUACCAAAGAUCGUUUGGUGAUUUGCUUUCACGAUAUCAGAUCGAUCCAUUGUGCAUGUCAAGAUCCUGAUUUACGUUAUUUUGCCUAUGUUACACGUGAACAUCGAUUGACCAAUGGAAUGUCUCACACAAAUUCCCACACUACAAUUGCUUCAACUGCUGACAAUAAACAUCCGUUACCUCCAUCGCCUACUCUGUCAAUUGGUGGCGAUUAUCAUCAUUAUUGUCAUGUAUUCGUUGUUAAGAGCGAAGCAAUGUCUACUGAGAUCAUGUUAACAUUUGGUCAAGUAUUCGAUCUAGCUUAUCGCCUUCAUCGUCGAUUGAAAUGUAAUGGCAAAAAAUCUAAAGAUAUGCAUACACCGUUAUCAUCAGUUACUAACAAUGAACGUCAUCAUCCUCAACUUGAAGUUAUUCGUCUUUCGACUAAGUCUGAUACGACACAUAAUCAUGUUAUUAUGUCAUCGUCAACACAUUCACCAGCAACGUCAUCUUCAUCAUCGUCGUCGACGGAUGAUAGAAAGAUAUUUGUCUAG
Adineta ricciae is the source of this 2058-nucleotide messenger RNA. NCBI's taxonomy places the organism in Eukaryota, Metazoa, Rotifera, Eurotatoria, Adinetida, Adinetidae. The record is from the annotation of a GenBank genome assembly.